Blepharisma stoltei is the source of this 1083-nucleotide messenger RNA. NCBI's taxonomy places the organism in Eukaryota, Ciliophora, Heterotrichea, Heterotrichida, Blepharismidae. The record is from the annotation of a GenBank genome assembly.
AUGGCAUUUAUCAAGCAAGAAAAUUUAAAAUAUCUUACAGAAUCUAAAUAUAACACCUCAGGAAGCUCGUGACUAGAUAAUAAACUUAAUCCAUUUUGGAGCUGGUUUGCUGAACUCUUGCCAAGAUCAAUUGCUCCAAAUCUCAUUACAUUGCUUGGCUUUAUAUGCAUUAUUUUAUCGUACAUUCUAAUGCUACCAUUUGGCACAACAUUUGAAGAGCCCAUCCCUCCAAUAAUUCUAUUUAUCUCAGCAUUUAUGAUAUUUAUGUAUCAAACUUUUGACGCAAUUGAUGGGAAGCAAUCACGAAGAAUUAACCAAUCAUCUCCUCUAGGAAUGCUACUGGAUCAUGGCUGUGACUCAUUGACAACCUCGUUUAUUGCUCUUACUUUACUGCAAGGGAUGUCGCUAGGUCUUAAUAAGCAUACAAUAUAUAUGUAUAUAGGGGCCCAAACAAGCUUUUUUUUGAUAACGUGAGAAGAAUACCAUACCCAUUGCUGCAGAACACAAUUUAUGAAUUGGGGCGUCACUGAAGCCCAAUAUAUGUCCAUAAUGGUGCUAGUUAUUACAGCAAUUUUUGGGCCUGGCAUAUGGCAGGCAAAUAUAAUUGGCGGUAUUACCGUUGCUGAAAUUGUCCUUCAUAUUAAUAUGGGCAUUGCAAAUUUAGCAAAUAUUUUUGUUUUGUUCAAUGUAUUUAAGAACUCUCAAAAGAAAAGAGAAACCAUUAAAUCAUUGAUACCUGUGUUUAUUAUGGAUAUGAAUAUGGUUCUUAUAGCAUCGAAAAGCAUGAUGGCGAAUUAUGCUCCAAUAAUAAUGAUCAUGCAUGGGCUGAUAUUUUCUGAAUUAUGCAUAAAGCUAAUUAUUUCAAGCGUGUCCAAAAUGACAUUCGAAUGGUUUCAAGCUGAAUUAGUUAUAGAGUUUAUAUUUGCAGCUGCAGUGCUUAUCUUGGACAAGCAAUCGGUUUUUGUUGCAGUUGUUGCCUUUUUAGUAUGCAUUGUUUGAAGAUAUAGUUUUUUUGUAUGGAAUGUUGUAUAUCAAAUUAGUGAAUAUUUAAAUAUACCAGUUUUUAAGGUGAAAGCAAGCUAA